AAGUGAAAACCAUGUUGAUAGAGCAUAAACGGACAUGAUGGAGUCAUGGGUAUGGAUGUGGAUUAAGACUGGGAAAGGAGACAUGAUACUGAUUCAUUAAGUAAAAAUAGUCAAAUUUCAGUGCAGGAUCUGGACUGUAGGUGAAAUAAUGGGCCUUGGUGUUUGACAACAGGAGAAUAAGAGGUGGUAUCAGGGUAAGCAGCAAAGAGGAAGAGGCAAUAACUCCCAAGACUGGAUGCUGACAGUCUCUGGUAACCAGAAAAGGCAAAUAUAAACAAAGAGGUGAGCGACGAUGCCUGGUGUGUUGACAGUUGCGAAAUACAGGAAGGGUGCUGCAGCAAGGCCGCCGGUCAAAGUGGUUAACUGGAGAUCUGAGCUAGGCUGUGACGCGCGGCCCUCACGUGACCAGGAGCCUAUGUCUGCCCAAGUCCCUCUCGUACAGGUCCUUUUUGCUUGUCCAGACACCGUCUGCCUACUGCCCUUUGGUCAAGGGGAAAAAGCAGGAGGAAGUCUGCGGGUCACAGCGGUGCGCCUCGAGGAGAGGAGGCCUAGAGCAAACCGCCAGGAGAGGUCCAGAGGAUCCUCAACAUGGAAAAAUCAUGCAAAGAAAAUGAGGAACAGCCAGAGAGCGCGCCCAAGACGGAUGAGGAACGGCCUCCUGCGGAACACUCUCCCGUAAAGCAGUCUCCGGAAGAACCGUCUUCCGAGGAGCAGUCGUCAGAGGAGGAGUUCUUUCCUGAGGAGCUCCUUCCUGAGCUCCUUCCCGAGAUGCUCGUGUCCGAGGAGCGCCCUCCUCCGGAGCGCCUUUCUAGAAGGGACCUUUUUGAAGAGCGCCCUCCCAUGGAGCAGCCUCCUUGUGGAGUGGGAAAACAUAAGCUGGAAGAAGGAAGCUUCAAAGAGAGGCUGGCUCGCUCUCGCCCGCAAUUUAGAGGGGACAUACACGGCCGAAAUUUGAGCAACGAGGAGAUGAUAAAGGUGGCAGAGGAGAUGGAAGAAAUGAAAAGAGUACGAAACAAAUUAAUGGUCAUGCAUUGGAAGGCGAGGCGGAACCGUCCUUAUCCUAUUUAAUGUGUUCGGCCUUUAAUUGUUUCCCCUGAUAGAAGGUUGCCACCUGAACUUUGUUUGCAUUUUCUCAUGUCAUGCACUUUCCCCAUCUCAAUUUUAACUUUUUGCGUGGCUUUAUUUUAGGUGUUUUGCUUGUAACUGGCAUAAAAUUGGGUUUUCCCCACCCAAAAGCUGCAAGUCUCCCUCUCACCCAUUUGCAUGAAAAGGUGUACAUUAUAUAUUGUGAAGUGAAAACAAUUUUCAAAAAGUAUAUGUAGCAUCCCAUUUUUGUAAAAAAUGUAUAUUUGUAUAUUAUUAUGCAAAGAAAAAACUGAAAGUAUAUACUUAAAUGUCUUAACAGUGGCUAUCCAUGUGGUAAAAUAACAGGUGUUUUGGUUUUUCAUUUUGCUUAAUGGGAGCUUCUCAUUUUUCAAGACAAACAUAUUGCUUUUGUUGAGAAAAACAAUAUGGGGAAAAAUUUAAAAACUGUCAAUCAACUUAUAAAGACAAUGUGGCACUUAAUAAAUACUUGUCAGAACUUUAAAGAAAAGUAAA
Molecule: messenger RNA, 1599 nt
Organism: Acinonyx jubatus (cheetah)
Lineage: Eukaryota; Metazoa; Chordata; Mammalia; Carnivora; Felidae
Gene: TCEAL1
Product: transcription elongation factor A like 1
Exons: 3
Coding region: 589-1068 (159 amino acids)
Source: RefSeq, a predicted model, not a curated record